Messenger RNA from Acanthochromis polyacanthus (spiny chromis), 6807 nucleotides. RefSeq names its product potassium/sodium hyperpolarization-activated cyclic nucleotide-gated channel 1 (gene hcn1). The record is from RefSeq and is a predicted model, not a curated record. Gene Ontology annotation, cellular component: membrane. NCBI's taxonomy places the organism in Eukaryota, Metazoa, Chordata, Actinopteri, Pomacentridae. Gene Ontology annotation, molecular function: voltage-gated potassium channel activity. Gene Ontology annotation, biological process: transmembrane transport; potassium ion transport. The transcript has 8 exons. Bases 341 to 3193 code for a protein of 950 amino acids.
GCAUGUGCCAGUUAAACCGCAGUGCCGUGCGGAGUGGGAUGAGGCGCAGGCUGUGGACGCUGGAAGCCGGGGCCGUCGGUAGAUGGCGGUAACCCAAGAAACCUGAUCCAGCGGCUUUCUCGGGCGCUCUGUCUCAGUUUGCAGCACUCGCAUUGAAGGCAGAGGAGCUGAACAGUUUGAAGGACAUCAAAAGAUAAACGGGGGAGAGCUCACGGCGGGUCCUCUUGAGUGUUUUUUACGCGCAGCCUCUUCCCGAACAGGAGACGGAACGCUUUUGUUUUAGUCACAGAGAAAAACAACAACAACAACAAAAAAUCACCAAAUCGGGAAGAGGAGCACCAUGGAAGACAAGUCCAACUCGUUCUCCAGCAACAAGGAGGAGAAGGCGGAUGGGAAUAAUGUUUUUCAGAGGCAAGACUCGAUACAGAAAAAUAACACGGGGAGCCAGAACAUGAAGGACCAUGGCAACUCCGUGGGCUUCAAGGGGGAGCGGGAGGAGGCCAUGGUCGGUUUUGACGAUCUGGAGGGGGCGUCCAGGCAAUAUGGUUUUAUGCAGAGGCAAUUUGGGGCCAUGAUGCAGCCCGGAGUCAAUAAGUUCUCCUUGCGUAUGUUCGGCAGUCAGAAAGCCGUGGAGAAAGAGCAAGAGAGGGUUCAAACGGCCGGAUACUGGAUCAUUCACCCAUAUAGCGAUUUUAGGUUCUACUGGGACUUGAUAAUGCUCAUCAUGAUGAUGGGGAAUCUAAUCAUCAUUCCUGUGGGAAUAACGUUCUUCUCAGAGCAGACUACCACCACCUGGCUGGUGUUCAACGUGGCUUCAGACACCAUCUUCCUGGUGGACCUGGUCAUGAACUUCAGGACGGGGAUCGUCAACGAGGAGAGCUCCGAGAUCAUCCUCGAUCCCAAGGUCAUCAAGAUGAAUUACCUGAAGAGCUGGUUCGUCGUGGACUUCCUCUCCUCCAUUCCAGUGGAUUAUAUCUUUUUAAUAGUGGAGAAAGGCUUUGACUCAGAGGUUUAUAAAACAGCCCGUGCCCUGCGAAUCGUCCGCUUCACCAAGAUCCUCAGCCUUCUGCGUCUGUUAAGACUCUCCCGACUCAUCAGAUACAUACAUCAGUGGGAGGAGAUUUUCCAUAUGACCUAUGACCUGGCUAGUGCAGUGGUAAGAAUAUUUAAUUUGAUAGGGAUGAUGCUGCUUCUGUGUCACUGGGAUGGCUGUCUUCAGUAUCUGGUGCCUCUCCUCCAAGACUUCCCCCCUGACUGCUGGGUGUCCCUAAACGGUAUGGUUAACGUUUCCUGGGGUAAGCAGUACUCUUAUGCCCUCUUCAAAGCCAUGAGCCACAUGCUGUGCAUCGGGUAUGGAGCCCGGGCGCCCGUCAGCAUGUCUGACCUGUGGAUCACCAUGCUGAGUAUGAUUGUAGGCGCCACGUGCUACGCUAUGUUUGUGGGCCACGCUACAGCUCUAAUCCAAUCACUGGACUCCUCACGCAGGCAGUACCAAGAAAAGUAUAAGCAAGUGGAGCAAUACAUGUCCUUCCACAAGCUUCCAGCAGACAUGCGGCAGAAAAUCCACGACUACUACGAACAUCGCUACCAGGGCAAAAUCUUUGAUGAGGACAACAUCCUGAGUGAACUCAAUGACCCGCUCAAAGAGGAAAUUGUCAACUUCAAUUGCCGGAAGCUUGUGGCCACCAUGCCUCUGUUUGCCAACGCCGAUCCCAACUUUGUGACGGGGAUGCUGAGCAAGUUGAAGUUUGAGGUUUUUCAACCCAAUGACUACAUUAUCAGAGAAGGCACAGUGGGGAAGAAGAUGUACUUCAUUCAGCACGGUGUUGCAAGUGUCAUCACCAAGUUCAACAAGGAGAUGAAGCUGACGGACGGAUCUUACUUUGGAGAGAUCUGCCUGCUCACCAAAGGCAGACGAACAGCGAGUGUACGUGCGGACACCUACUGUCGACUCUUCUCCCUCUCUGUUGACCAUUUUAAUGAGGUGCUAGAAGAGUACCCCAUGAUGCGACGAGCUUUCGAAACAGUUGCCAUUGAUCGAUUGGACCGUAUCGGGAAGAAGAACUCCUUGUUGCUGCAGAAGUUCCAGAAGGAUCUGAACGCCGGCGUUUUCAACACACAGGAGAACGAGAUAUUGAAGCAGAUUAUCCGUCAGGACAGGGAGAUGGUGAUGAUGGUGGAUCGCAAGCAGUCAGUCACCGGGAUGAACUCAACUCCAAUGUCAGGAAACUCCAUCAUUAACUCGCCAGCCCAGCCGCCCUUCUCCACUGCCUUUGGCACCAAUCAGCUUCAGCAGUCCUCCGUCCCUCUGACCUACAGUGCUUCAGCGAUUGCUAACGCCUCUGCUGCCCGCAUGCUGCCGGUUGCUGCAGCUGCUGCUGCUGCUGCAGCGCAGGGGAUUUACCCAGCUCCCAGUGUUUCGCAUGGCAACUUGAAUGCCUCCUCCACUAACCCACAGACCCCACUGCAACAGCAGGGAGCCAUCAUGUCUCCCUGCUCCUUCACAGCUGCCAUGUGUAGUCCGCCAGUUCAGACCCCUUUGGCUAACCGGAGCUUCCAGUAUGGCUCACGUACAGCCUCCCAGCUGUCACUUAUCCAGCAGCCCAUUGCCCAGCCAUCUCUACCCACACAGCAACAGCUUGUUCAGCAACCUGCUGUGUCGACUGCGGCUGCAGCAGCAGCAGUGCAGCAGCAGCAGCAGCAGUCACCUCAACAGCAGCAGCAGCAGCAGCAGCAGCAGCAGCAGCAGCAGCAGGUCCCUUCACCUCAGCGGGGAGAUAUCCACAAGAGCACACAGGCUCUUCAGUCAGGCAGCUUGAGUCGAGAUGUCCGACACCUAUCGGCCUCCCAACCAUCACUGCCACAUGACACAUCUCUGGGGCCCAGAGCGCAUCCGACCUCAGGAGACUCUCUGGCCUCCAUUGUGCCACCAACAGCGGCAGCCAUCCAGGGAAUGAGUCUACAGAGUGGCAUCCGCACUACGGUGCCGCAGCGGGUCAACUUGUUCCGCCAAAUGUCGUCAGGAGCUUUGCCCCCGGUGCGCUCGGCCGCAGCAGCAGCAGCGGCAGCAGCAGUGGCAGCAGCGUCGUCAUCCUCAACCCAGCACAGAGAAUCCCCCGGAUCGAGGAGAGAUUCCGUCCUGAGCAGUACAGAGACUGAACAAGACAAAAUGCGUUUUGCAUCAAAUUUAUGAUCCCAUUUUUCUCUUCCCUUUCUUUUUUUAAACUUCAAUAUGUUUCAAUUCAUUUUUAAAAAUGGAGCUAGAACAAAAGAGGUAAAAAUGAGGAACUUCAGCAUUUUUUGUUUCUCUCCAAUUUUCUUCUAAAGUAACCUCAUAGAAAUCCUGUAUAUAUAAGCCCUUGUAUUAUAUUUUAGACAACUUUGUCUCCCUAAACUUAAGAAUGUAUAUUAUACGGAUACAUCUCUUUUCUUUAAUGCCAUAUAUAUAUAUAUAUAUAUAUAUAUAUAUAUAUGGUUGAAUGGAUGUGUGAGUGUGUGUGUGUGCAUGUGAUCAUGUGUGUAAAAUCCAACGACAAUAUUGGCAAUGGCAAUUUAAAGCUGUAGUAUAAACAUGAGUCUUCCUUUCUGAGAAAUAUAAAGAAUUAUAUAUAAUGUACGAAGUUUUUUUAAAAUUUUGAUUUAUUUUUGCUUUUUGCUUUCUUAUUUUUAAAAUCUGGAAUGCAUUGUGAAAUUCGACAAUGACUAUUUCUUUUUGUUUUUUGUUUUUUUAACCACUGGAAGAGGAAAUCUUAUCUUCUCCUAUUAAGCAGCUUUAGGCACCACUGUGGACAAAAUAAAUGCAAGCAACUCUCUCACAAAUAAUCUCAAAAAGCACACACUCAUAAAAAUGAAUCUCAUACCAAUUUACUGAAACCUCAUUUCAGAAAUCAACACAAAUACUGUAACUAAGUAUUAUGUUGCUCUCUGCAACGAAAAUACAGUCUGCUGAGCCACUAUAUCCCCACAGAGGCUCGCAUACAAACCAUGACAGUGUUAUGGGUCCAAAGGGAAUAGAUAAUAGAAAUGCUGCUUUCUUUGUUUAUUUUCGAGGAAAAUGGAGUGUGGAGACAGAUAUGGAUGGAUGCUAUUGUUUUCUAUUUCUAAUUUCAGAUGGCUGAGAUGUUACGUAAUGUUGCUUAAAAAUUCUGUGUAUAUUUAUAAUAUUUAUAAACUAAAGAUUAUCACCAUUAUGCAAUAGACUGUGACAUAAAGAUUACCUAUAUGUGUGCUGUAAAUAGUUUUGUAGAUCUAGUAUUUACAGAUACUGUGUGGUGCAUUCUCUAUCAUAACAAUGUCUUACUUCUAUCAGGAACCUGGAUAUCAUCUAUAUGCGACAAAGGUUAAGUGACAAAAUGCAUAUGUUUCAUAAGAGAUGAACAAACCUUAAUGCAAUAGCUAGCACCACUUGAUGCUGACAAAUGCCUGAUUGAAGGACAUGUGUAAUUCCCUCUCUUCUUCUCUCUCUGUAUACUAUUCUUAUUCCUAGUGUAGUUUCUGGUUUCACACCAAGUGAACGUACAGUAUACAAUAUUUACACAACCUGGUUUCAGUGUCAUCCUAUUGAAAGUAAAAGCAUCUUUUCUAUCACUUCCCAAAACCGCAGAGGAUCACUUUACGAAUGAUUUGUACGAACUGUAUUGCUUAGGGGUGGAAAUUAAGACUUUCAUUUUUUAUUCAUUACACUUUUUUUUUUUUAAAUCAUAAUUCAAAUUCUGUGCUUGCUCAUCCUUGAGCAAAGCUGUACUGGACGCUGUCAUAUCACAAUUACUGUAGCUGAAGAGCCCGGCACGACGUUUUCAGCGCAUCUGUUUUAGGUUAAAGACGUCAGGUAUAUGAUCACUCGAGUGCGCAGGAGGACAUUUUCACCGCUCGGUGUUUUUGUGCUGCUGCAAGUGAGGGAAAAAAGGGAACGCUGGUUUGCAUUAAGGUUUCUGUCUCAUGUAAAUCCAUUAUGUGGGCUUAGGUACUCUAAACUGACCUGGACGUUGAGGCAGGGAAGGAAGGUCGAGCAAGAAUAUUGUGACUCUACAAAAAAACGGAUAAGAGCUAUGUUGAAUAUCUCAAUCUUAAAAAUGAUCUGAUGACUCAACUAGAAUAAAGCAGCCAUGACGGCUCACAGGUCCUUUCCCUGCAUAUACAGUAGGUUGUACAUUGUGCUCGGGGCCUUCUUAAUCAAAUGUGACAAAGUAUUCUACACUCAGUCAUGCGGAAUAUCUAUCCAGAGUCACAGUUUUCAUGGCACCAAAUAUCCCAUCAGUUCAAAGUGACUAAGCCCUUUUCAGAUACCAUUUUUAAAAGAUUACAAGUCUUCACUACAGAUUGUGUCGAUAGUGUACCAAUACAGUCAACCCACCAAUGUCAUGAAAGCAUGCGCUGUCACAAAUACUUAAAAAAGAUACUAUCUCGAAAAUGUUGACGUUAAAUGUAAUGUUAGAUUAUGUUUUGUUCAUUGUCUGUCUGCGUAGAUGUUAUCUGUGUGUGAACAGAAGCAUUGACUUUUCACAUGGACAUUCUAAAGUAUUUGUGCCUAAACUAUAGCCAUGUUUCAUCCUUUGUUAUGAGUGUGAGCUCAGUGCGUACAUGGGGCACUCCUGCACACAACCGCGCGUUCAUUCUUACUAUAAUCUAUGUGUUCUAUGUCUCAGUGUUUUUAGACAAGAAAGGAGUAAGCAACGAUGAUGGCCAAAUGUCUCAGUUUAUCCAAUUGGUAUCUUUACUUACAAUGUGAACUUCUAGAGGCAGGUUUUUUCUAACAUUCUCAAUGGAGCUAUAUAGAAUAUUUAAUGAGGUCAUGUACAGUUUAAAAAAAGAAGUGCAAUCUUUAGACUUGCAGUGAUAUCACACUCAAUGAGACAUUGUACAAAUUUGGAGCACCUUUAUACCUUUCUUUGUAGCUAGCCACUGAUGUUUGGAUUGAAUACUGAUGUGUGGAAGGAAACUGGCCAAAGCAAAACAUUCUAAGUCAUUGUCUUUGUUUUAAAUUGCACUUUCUGAUUUAAUAAUAAAAAGAUAUAGAUUCUUUCAGCUAGGGUAGAUGUUGAAUGAGUUAGUAAGGGAGCGAUAUCCCCGAGAAUUUGUGCUGCCCUGAUCCCGUUUGAGGUUCGAAAUAAAGGGGGGGGGGGGAUAUUCUAUUUACAACGAAGAGCGCUUAAUCGUGAAUAUGCCAUAGUGUAUAGGAACUAGUACACAGUGGAGAUGGAUAGCAGCACUGUUGGUUUGUGCUGUUUUUGAUACUUGCCUUUGGAGGGAGAGCUUCCCAACUAUGUGCUUUUUUCACUAUACCAAUCGCAACUAACAUACCGGAAUGGGCAUUAAUGGUGAUGUAUAACACAAACUAAUGAGCUUACAUAUUAGCAGUAUAGAGACUCUCAACAAACCAGCACAUAUAUUUGUAUAUUUCUUUUUGUUUGUUGUUUUGUUGGUUUGAGAAAAAAAAUAAAGAGAUGCAAAAAGACCUGAUAAUGCCCAGAGAGGACAAACCAAAUGAUUAUUUGGUUUCGAUGACCGCAGGUUUCAUAUGUUUACUGAUGAUAUAUGCGCAGUGGAAAGAGGGGCUGAUGACGAUGAGCUGCUCGGUCCUCUUAAGCCCCACUCACAUGGUCAUUGUUCAGCUCAUUCAUGUAAUCCAAGGCUUAGAGAAGUUGGUUACUUAAUGCGUCGAAAGAAAGAUAAAUGUAAACUUUCUUACAACAAUAUGCAGACAAACAGUGUUUGUCAAAAAUCUUUUUGAUUUUUUUGUUUAUUUUGUUUGUAAAUAAUAAACCUUGAAAAUAUAGAAAAUAAACGACAUAUUGUCAUUUAAAACGA